CUGGUUCAUAAUCAGACCUAACUGUUCUCCCUUGUCUGAAACAUGCGUGGGAGUAGCAGCCUGGCAACACAUGAGUUAACAAGGCAGCAUGUGUUAAGUUGAGCUAAGUGAGUAAUGCACCUAGUUAAAGUUUUCAAUGCGGCUGCAAUGUGGAGAGCGAGAGAAAGGGAAAGGCAAGAUCAGGAGCUGUUAUCUCGUGAGCUGAACUCGUUUUAAAGGGGUCACAAACACAAGGAUGGUGGUUUUCAGAAUUUAAAAUUACAAGUGAACUUCAUGGGAAGUUCUUGAACAACCCGUUUGUUCUGGUCAACGUCAUGCGGACUUUUCUGGCUGUACUUGAGAUUGGAGUUUUUCACUGAAAGAAAAACAUGGAUGAUUUAGCUUUAUUUGACAUGUUAGAGUGUCCAGUGUGCCUGGAGAAGCUGGAUGUCUCAGCAAAAGUGCUCCCAUGCCAGCACACCUUCUGCAAACCUUGCCUCCAGAGAAUCUUGAAAUUGCACAAGGAGUUGAGAUGUCCUGAAUGCCGAACACUGGUCCGCUGCAGUAUUGAAGAGCUUCCAGCCAACUCACUUUUGAUCCGCUUAUUGGAUGGCAUCAGAUUUGGGCCCAGUAUGAUGAAGUUUGGAUCACUCCAACGAUCUGGGGUCCUCUCAUCUCCUGCCUCCAUCAGAAGGGUCAAGGGAGAUCCAAGAACUGUACAACUCAGUCAAUACAGACUGACUUCCAAUCCCAGGAUCCCUGUGGAAGGGGUACCCCAGGCUAAAGCCCUGUAUAGCUACAGAGGACACAACCCUGGAGAGCUGAGGUUCAACAAAGGUGACAUCAUUAUAUUGCACCGUCAGCUGGAUGAGAACUGGUACCUAGGAGAGAUCAACGGAGUCAGCGGAGUUUUCCCAACAAACUCGGUGCAAGUUAUCAAACAGCUGCCACAGCCACUGCCCCUUUGCAGAGCACUUUACAACUUCGAUCUGAAAUCCAGGAAUAAAAAUGAAAAAUCAAACUGCCUGACUUUUCAUAAGGGCGAUAUCAUCACUGUAAUCAGACGAGUGGAUGAAAACUGGGCAGAGGGAAAAUUAGGUGACAAAACUGGGAUUUUCCCCAUCUUGUUUGUGGAGCCAAAUACAGUAGCACGGCAACUCCUUCAGUCAAGCAAAAGUUACCAGUCUUCCCAGCUGAAAUGUGCUUCACCCUUACGAAAAUCCUUGCCUAGAGCAAAGGGCCUGGAGUCACCCACAUUCUGCAAAGGGCCUGAAUCUAGAAGGAAGAGCAUGAAGCAAUUUUCUAUCACAACUGCCUUAAAUACACUCAACAGGAUGGUCCAUUCACCCACAGGACGACAGACUUUGGAAAUCAGCUCCCCUGUGCUGAUCAGCUCAAGCAACCCUUCCGUGACUACCCAGAAUGAUGAAAAAAUUGAAUUCCCAUACAGCACCCCUGUUCAGGUCAGCGCUUCCUAUUACUCUUCACCUAGAUCCCUGGGGCACUCUACAGCCAUUGUUACCCUUCCCCAUUUACAACAACACUUAUCAGUGAAUAUGUGUGUUGCUCUGCACUCCUACACAGCUCACAAUCCAGAUGAACUAGAAUUGCAGAAAGGAGAAGGCAUCCGUGUUUUGGGGAAAUAUCAAGAAGGCUGGCUGAAAGGAAUGUCGCUGGUCACAGGAAAAGUCGGGAUCUUCCCCAGCAAUUAUGUCACUCCGCUUUUCAGGAAGUCCUCAAGCUUCCCUGAUUCGAGAAUGCCUUCCCUCUAUGCGACUUGGACAUUAUCCACUUCCUCACUUUCAUCACAGGGAAGCAUUUCCGAGAACGGCCCGCGGCAAAGCAGACCUUUGAAAUCUGCCUUCAUGCCGACAUCGUUAGCCUCACCUGCAAGGCACCUCUCCGUGCCAAGUGUCUCAGGGCAAACAGCAUCACAGAGGAGAGGACGUGGCAGCAAUAGGAAGAAUGGAUCUUUACAGAAACCUGUGCAGCCAGGAGCUCUUAUUCCAUUCAUCAGUUCCCUUAGGCGCACUUCUGCCACCCAACUGCGACCCCAGCAAUCUCCAAUAUAUCAACAGAUCUCCAGUCUGCCCCGAGGAGUUGAUGCAGCUGACAUAGGAAGCAGGCUGAAUUCUUCCCAUGAUUCUUCAUUAGUGCUAGUGCCCCAGAGUGGAAGCAGCAGAGCUCCUUCUGUGUGUAGUUCAAUAAUGUUGGACACCAAAGAAUUACCAUCAAAAAGCGAGUUGAGUCAAAAGCCACCAUCAUCUGCUCCACCCUCCAUUCUGGUGAAGCCAGACACUUCCAGAAACACCACUGAGAAGCCAGUGAAAACAGUGAGAUUUCAGAACUACAGCCCACCACCACCCUCCAAGAGACAUAGCUCUCUACCUUCACCAAAUCUAUUCACUGGCAAAUCUGAGCAAGGAGGAGGAGUUCUAGAAGCAAUGCAGCCAGAAACAAACAAGGGCCUCGAAAUGCCAGCCCUCUAUUCCCACCGUAUUAUCUCCAGUCCGGUUCAUCAAAGAAGAAUGCCACAUCCCAAGACCUCAUCACUGGACCUCUCUAGCCAUCCAGGGCAUCUGACCUUUCCUACAAAAAAGAAUUAUAACAGCAUAUCUGAGAACUGAAAAGGUUAAUCCUAUUUAAUAGGAUUUCACUUUGGAAAUGUGCUCUUAUUCUUUGUUAGGGGUGGGGAGGAACCCACCUCCACAAGAUAUGCCAUAGAUCUCAGGUUCAAUCUGCCAAUAUCUUUUACAAAUCUAAAUCUCUCAGAAGAACUAAGCCUCUUUUAGGAACCUACAUUACUGCUGAUUAUUGCUGGAUGCUACUUAUUGCAUAUUGUAUGAAAGGGUCUUGCUCUGUGUGACUUUGACCUAUAGCUCAGUAGCAAGUACAGGUCAUGGGCAUACAGUUCUCUCCAGAUGCAGAUCACCACAGUGGCAGUGUAACAUUUACUCAAUUGCCACAGAUAGAUACAGAUAUGAUCAAGAGAUCGUGUGUAUGGAGGAAUAUUCAAAAGCCACAUUGUUCUACUAAGCUGUAGCAUUGUGCAAUACUGUUGGAAAUGAAAUAGCAAACUACCUUUUUUCUGAUUUGCUUUGGUCUUCUCUGUACCAUGCAAUUCCUCAGUGGAUGAAACUGCACCUUAUCUUCCCUGUCUCUCUGGCUGAGUUUUUAAAUGCCUCUUAUUUGUCUAACUUCUCAGUUUUUAUUUAAAGACUUUGGAGUUAAUUUAUAUUAUGAUUUGAAAUUUAUUUUUAGAAAUAUAAAAUGUUUCCCAAUCUCAGAUAUAAUUAAGGUUGAAAGUGAAAUACAGCCUAUCCACCCGGGUGUCCUCCAACAUUCAUUUUGGAGCCUGCUUCCAUAGAUCAGCUGAUUGAUAUAAUUAUACUGAGCAGGUCUCCAAGUUUGUCUAGUAGCCUUCUGAUUCAACAGCAACAUGAAUUCCUGUUGUUGUUGUUUUUAAAGAAUAUACUGUAUACUAAGAAAGGAGAAGCUCAUGCCCCAACGUUAUGAGUUGCAUUACCUUCAUGAAAUAGUCAACAUACUUUAAAAAUCUCACAGCCUAAUACUAUGACCUUAUGCAGACUUAAUAGGACUUGCUUCCAAGGAAACAAGAAUACCAGUGGGCUGCAGAUUAGAUUUACAUGUAAGCUUUUUCAGUUAAUUUUGAGGCGGAGGCCUACUGUAUUGUGGACAGCUUCCACAAUAGACGCUUCCCCCUCACAUAAUGUCUAAUCACUGUUCUGCCCUGAGUCCCCUUGUGGCCAGCAGCCUGGCCACAGAAGGAGAAGUCAGUGCCACCCUGCAGAAGGCCUUUGCUUUCCCCCACCCCCAUCUUCAGUAGCACUCAUUCACACACAAGCUUGCUAACUCCCAACCUCUCUUGUUCUCCCUGGCUACCUAGCCUCAGCAAUAAGCAGAAUCAAAAUGCCAUAUCAUAUUAACCUGGCUGUGACUGAUGUUUAGAAUAGUGCUAUAUGGUAGAGCUUUGUUUAUUUUGUUUCCAUUGCUAGUUCAAAGGCCAUGCAUUCUAGCCAAAGUAAGGGAGCAUGAGAUUUUGUGAUGGCUCCUGCUGUGUCAUUUCAAUAAAGGCUGGGAGCUAAA
Molecule: messenger RNA, 4086 nt
Organism: Hemicordylus capensis (graceful crag lizard)
Lineage: Eukaryota; Metazoa; Chordata; Lepidosauria; Squamata; Cordylidae
Gene: SH3RF2
Product: SH3 domain containing ring finger 2
Exons: 10
Coding region: 369-2606 (745 amino acids)
Biological process (GO): negative regulation of apoptotic process; protein ubiquitination; positive regulation of JNK cascade
Cellular component (GO): nucleoplasm
Molecular function (GO): ubiquitin protein ligase activity; protein phosphatase 1 binding; metal ion binding
Source: RefSeq, a predicted model, not a curated record